CGAGCCCAUCUGUCGUGUCGUUUUGCACGGCACUGGAGCCUUGACUACAGCGGCCCACGGCGAUUUCUCACGCUUCACCAGUGGACGUACACGUCUUGCUAGCGUUGCAUUUCUACGUCAACGGCAGCUUCCAGUCCACGGACGUCUUUUGCCUGUGGCUGCAGAGCACAUUCCAUUCCCGAUGACGCUGACGGCUGCUAAUAUCGUUGUGCCAUCGAUUGCAGAUUUUCGUAAGGUCGUGGGAUACAUCGAUUGCAAGCACUGGCAAAUCAAGCCACCUUAUGACUUGGAGCACCUGUACAGAAAUAGGAAGGACUUGUGCUCCCUAAAUCUACAAGUCUUUUGCAACGGUGGGGGUGUCAUCAUCCAGCCGACCUCAAAGGGGCCUGGAAGCACGCAUGGCAGCCUCAUCUGGAUGGACUGUGCUCUGCCUGGGAGCUUCAAGGGUAGAAAACUGCAUAAUGGCUGGUUGCUAGGUGACUCUCGCUAUGCCUGAGAGCCAUGGGUGCUCACCCUCCUGUCCGUGGCUGGCCCAGCUGAGCAGCAGUGCAGUGCAGCCCCCACCCAUGCAAGACAAGUCAUACAGUGCACCUUUGGUGUUCUGAGCAGGACCCAGCGUAUCCGUCCGGC
This is a messenger RNA of Rhipicephalus sanguineus (brown dog tick), 630 nucleotides long. RefSeq names its product putative nuclease HARBI1. The transcript has 3 exons. NCBI's taxonomy places the organism in Eukaryota, Metazoa, Arthropoda, Arachnida, Ixodida, Ixodidae. Bases 182 to 496 code for a protein of 104 amino acids. The record is from RefSeq and is a predicted model, not a curated record.